This is a messenger RNA of Nematocida parisii ERTm1, 204 nucleotides long. RefSeq lists its product as uncharacterized. NCBI's taxonomy places the organism in Eukaryota, Fungi, Microsporidia. Bases 1 to 204 code for a protein of 67 amino acids. The transcript has a single exon. The record is from RefSeq and is a predicted model, not a curated record.
AUGGCGUACCCUGCUACGUAUUUAAAAAUAUUCAGAAAGGCAUUUUGCAUAACCCGAAUAACCCGGAAUGUAUCCAUGCCGUGCAGUAUAAAUAGACAUAAAUACUUGUACAUAAAAUCAGUCCCAGGGCAUACUUCCACUGUAAAAGGUCUCCCAUCACAGUUUACUAUUUAUAUUUACAGAAUAAUAAUUUUAUAUGAAUGA